Myotis lucifugus (little brown bat) is the source of this 4238-nucleotide messenger RNA. It is a transcript of the gene PAQR8, whose product is annotated as progestin and adipoQ receptor family member 8. The transcript has 2 exons. Bases 87 to 1151 code for a protein of 354 amino acids. The record is from RefSeq and is a predicted model, not a curated record. Lineage: Eukaryota; Metazoa; Chordata; Mammalia; Chiroptera; Vespertilionidae. Gene Ontology annotation, biological process: response to steroid hormone. Gene Ontology annotation, molecular function: nuclear steroid receptor activity; steroid binding. Gene Ontology annotation, cellular component: plasma membrane.
GAAGCUGGGAGCCUGGAGCCGGGAACCCAGCCGACCCAAAGCUGCCCUGUCGGCUGCACCCCCCCGCCCUGCCGUGCCAGGCAGCCAUGACGACGGCCAUCCUGGAGCACCUGAGCACCCUGUCGGUCAGCGGGCAGCAGCUGCGCCGCCUGCCCAAGAUCCUGGAGAAUGGGCUUCCCAAGAUGCCUUGCACCGUCCCCGAGACAGAUGUGCCCCAGCUGUUCCGGGAGCCUUACAUCCACACCGGCUACCGCCCCACGGGCCACAGGUGGCGCUACUACUUCCUCAGCCUCUUCCAGAAACACAACGAGGUGGUCAACGUCUGGACCCACUUGUUGGCGGCCCUGGCUGUCCUCUUGCGAUUCUGGGCCUUUGCCGAAGCCGAGGCCUUGCCCUGGGCCUCUGCCAGCACCCUGCCCCUGCUCAUCUACGUCCUGUCCUCCAUCACUUACCUCCUGUUCAGCGUGCUGGCCCACCUGCUGCAGUCCCAGUCGGAGCUCUCCCACUACACGUUCUACUUCGUGGACUACGUGGGGGUGAGCAUCUACCAAUACGGCAGCGCCCUGGUCCACUUCUUCUACACCUCCGACCAGGGCUGGUAUGAGCACUUCUGGCUCUUCUUCCUUCCAGCAGCUGCCUUCUGUGGCUGGUUGUCUUGCGCUGGCUGUUGUUACGCCAAGUAUCGUUAUCAGAAGCCUUACCCAAUCAUGAAGAAGAUAUGUCAGGUGGUGCCCUCAGGGCUGGCCUUCAUUCUGGACAUUAGCCCCGUGGCCCACCGAGUGGCCCUAUGCCACCUGGCUGGCUGCCAGGAGCAGGCCGCCUGGUACCACACCCUCCAGAUCCUCUUCUUCCUGGUCAGCGCCUACUUCUUCUCUUGCCCGGUUCCUGAGAAGUACUUCCCCGGUUCCUGUGACAUUGUGGGCCACGGGCAUCAGCUCUUCCAUGUAUUUCUGUCCAUUUGCACGCUUUCCCAGCUGGAGGCCAUCCUCCUGGACUACCAGGGGCGGCAGGAGAUCUUCCUGCAGCGCCACAGUCCCCUGUCUGUCUACGUGGCCUGUCUGUCCUUCUUCUUGUUGACCGCCUGCAGCACCACCACUGCAGCCCUCCUGAGGCGCAAAGUCAAGGCCAGACUGAUGAAGAAAGAGUCCUGAGGCUGGCAGGGUGGGCAAACUGUGGAGGCACCCCAUUGCGAUUUGGGGGAAAUGUGAUACAAACACAGGAGCUGACUUUUUGUUUUUAAGAGUUUUAAUGUGUAUUAAUGGCUUUUACAUUAAUACAUAUAUAUCCAAGGAUAUGCUAUGGCCAUGCCUUUGGGAAGCCAAAGGAUUCAAGAGUUAUGUUGUUAAUAAAAGGAGUGUUCCUUUUCCAUCUGGGUCAUAGCCUUUCAAGACACAGGAAAGGAAGGGACCUUGGCUAAGAUCAUGGGGCACUGAAUUAAGGACCAUAUUCAUGCCUGAAAAUUUAGUAAAAUUCUGACUAAUGCCUCCAGGGGCAAGUCCUGGAGCUGGAGGGGUGAUAAACUUGGACUGGAAAAUAAGGAGGUGGCUGGUCCACACCAUAUUGGACCAGCCAUCCUACUGUUGCUGGUCUUUGGUAAUUGAAUAAAUUGACCCAAGGACCCAUUUCCUUUGGGUUUCAGAUUGUCCAAGGUGGAGAAUUCAGACUCUUCAAGAUUCAGUGAAACCUUCAGACAAUGAAUUAUCCAGUUCAUCUGAUUUCUGAUCUCUCCUCUCUCACCCACUCUAACUCUGACCCUUUUCUCAGGAUGACAUCUCUCUGGCUAUUUCCUCUAAAGUGCUGAUCACUCCCUUCAGACCUUGGUAACAUACAGGACUGUGAAGUAGUUGCGUGGAUCCAUGUGGCUAUCCAGGAAGCUUAUUCUCAUAUAAUACUAAUGCAGACGGUACUAGAAAGUACAGUGCCAAGAGCCAUCAGGAGGCCCAGGCAAUAAGCUUGGAUACUGUUUGGUAUCCUAGGGCCCACUGUUGUAUACCCGUGGACUGGAGGAUUACUUGAGGUCUGUUACAGCUGCCUGACAGGCCAGAAGAUUUGGGGCUUGCUCCAGGGAGUCUUCUCCAGAUUUUGGCCAGCGUGUUCAAAAAGCCCCUGGUAGAAUGAAUUGGUUCUAAGGAUCCCUCUAGGGAUCUAAUUAUUUCAAGAGGAACCCAGGGUCCAGCCUUUUAAGUACAUGCCACACCACAAGGGACCCACAUAACUAGCCCAGUUCAGGGUCCUCAGACAGGCACUUAUCUCCACUGAGAGCUGAACCCUUAAAACAGUCAAGCCCCAGGACAGGAAGUGUGUGUGCGCUCUGUGGUUGGUCCCCGGAGGCUCCUUGGAGUAUGAAUGGUGAGUGGGGCACCCUGUAGCUAGAAUGUCCCAUUUCAGACAUCACUGCCCAGCAGCUUCUACGGGGUAAGUGGUACUUGCCAUUGAUGUGUUCUGGCCAUGCAGCCUCCAGAGGACCCACCUCGCUGUGGUCCAGUGAAAGAGGCUGCGUUGACAGAGGAGCCGCGGGAGGCUGCAUUUCCUAUCAGUAUAAGGUUCCCAUUUACCGAAAAGGGAAGUGGUUUGUUUUCACUCCACUUUGACAAACAUCUUCUAUUACUAGAUUAUCUUGUUGUCUUCAAAUCUUUGUUUUCUUUCUUUCCCUGAGAGAUGUUUGGGUUUGUGCCUUAUAAAUGGAAAUGUAUGAACACUCCUUAAUAUAUGGCCAUGUGAAAUUUGCGGUUUGGGGUUACUGGGAUUAGAAAGAAAGAAUGUGUUGCUUUUCAACCAGUGGAUGAAGGAUUGUUUAUCAAUCAAAAGACUCUUUCAACCUGCUUAUUUUUGGCAAAAAAGAAGAAGGGGAGGAUGAGAAAGAAAAAUAUUCAACCGAAGCUUUCCUAUAAUCUUUAUAUCAAGAAAAUGUAUGUUUUGUCAGCUUUGUAGUUUUCCUAGAUGGGUGCCUCUAUUAAUCCCCAAGUACAUGGACUUCUGUGCUACCCAAGUGUCUUACACAAGCUUCUGGUGUCUAGGCCAAAUCCACCACAAAUAAAGUUAGCAAACUGAAUCGGGUUGGACUAAGCAAGGGCAUGGGGGAGUUGUGCAAACACAUGACAAGUAGAGGGUCAGUUUAAAAUGGGGAAUAGAAAGUGCUUGAAAUGUUCAUUAGUAUGGAUUCAAAGACCAUGCUCUUUUAAAAGUUGGAAGGAAGAUGUAAGUCAAGCUCUUGAACGUAACUGGUGGUCAUGGUGGCUGAGAUCUUGAGGCCCAAGAUAAGUACAAGAUAGACCAAACUUGUAGAUAUUGCCAUCAAAUUCUUAGUUUAAUUUACACAAGUGUUGGUCCCUCAAGUGAUUGAAAUUUUUUUUUACGUUUUCACCACAGAUAUUUGAGAAGCCUUGAGGUAGGGGGUAGUAACAUGUAAACACAGGAAAUGCAGAUGUUUGUUCAUUAAUACUCAGACUUUUAAAGGAUUAAAUACUCUUUUAAAACAUCUUCAUUAAAAUGAGUGUAUGGUAAGGAACAGGCCUAGUUUGUUUAAAAGGAAUAAUUAUUUGAUAAAGGAGAUGAUUGUCUUCACCAGACCCCCUCAAAUAAUUGGCAUCUACUGGAAAUUCUGCUCAUUAUCUCUCUCUCGUUUUUUAAGCAAGUACUUUCAACCUAUUAAAAUGUAAAUGCCUCUGAAAAAAACUAAACUAUCAGUCCAUUUACAUACUAUGAAUAAAAAUUCUGAUGGAUUUAUAUCGGACCCUAGCCAGAGUAGGAUGAGGGGAUGGUAGGACGUACUAGACUGGGGACACAUUUGCCCAUUUCUCUGCUGCCUAGUACUUCCUGACCUAUAUAUUUAAUUAACAAGCUGAUGUUGAUACUCUUCCGGUGGUAGGCUUUCAUUUCGCACCUCGGCUGAAAGUACCUCAUUCCGGAACAUUCUCAAUCCUCUACUGGAAGCUUGAAAAACAGCAGGAGCUCAGGCCACGCGUUGAAGGUCCCACAUUCCUGCUUAUGUUGACCACCUUUUCACAAAUUGUACUGUAAGGUUUCACGAUUGCUGCGCUGUAGUUUCAAGUAGAUCCUCCAGAUGGCACUCACGUCUUACUCAGAGAGGGCCCAGCCAUUGCCCUCAAGGUCUCAGCCUGCAGAUAGUGUUGGACCCAGUGUUUUGCUUGAUUGCUUGGCAAGGUAACGUUCGAACUAUUUUCUGUUUAUUUAAAUCUACUUACAGAAAUGAUCAUUAAACUGAUUUUGUACAUGGA